Messenger RNA from Corticium candelabrum, 2189 nucleotides. RefSeq names its product protein O-linked-mannose beta-1,4-N-acetylglucosaminyltransferase 2-like. Gene Ontology annotation, cellular component: endoplasmic reticulum. The record is from RefSeq and is a predicted model, not a curated record. Gene Ontology annotation, biological process: protein O-linked glycosylation via mannose. Gene Ontology annotation, molecular function: protein O-acetylglucosaminyltransferase activity; protein binding. Lineage: Eukaryota; Metazoa; Porifera; Homoscleromorpha; Homosclerophorida; Plakinidae. The transcript has 2 exons. Bases 213 to 2057 code for a protein of 614 amino acids.
UGUUGAUGGAGCGGAACCGGAUUUACGCACGAGGGUAAUGCCCGUUGAGAGUGGGGAAAGAGACUACUUGUAGCCGGCGUGUCACACAUCGGGAUCAGUCUUGCCUCUGUGUGGGUCUGUCCGUCUUGUUGGUGUUGUCGUUCACUUGACCGUGCGCGUGCGGAAGAAGAACUCGAAAUCGAAGCGGCGCUUGUCGAAGAGAUUGACGAAAGAUGACUUUUGCAUCAAUGGUCGCAUCGUGGUACCGCUACGGGAUAAUAUCCGGCUGUCUUUGCGUUCUUCUCGCCGGUCUUUACCUUGAGAUGGACGCCAAACGUCGGACUAGUGAUGAGCAAGAGGAAUAUGUGGCUAGCAGGUCUGGUAGCGAGGUUGUCGUGUCUUCUGUCCGUCGAGGGAGUGCUGUCUUUUGCCAGGGAGACUCGUCGCGUACACGUUCGUGCCGUUUCAAAAAUUUGUGUUAUCGGGCUGCAAAAGACGAGUUCAUAUUUUUUCACGGUUCGGAGACUCUGGCUGCCGGGUUACCGAGGCAGAGAUUCGAUCCUGCGUUUUUGGAUUUGUCGUCUGUGGUUGGACAUAAUACGCAACACUUUGAGUAUACUGAUGUACCGGUUAGUGUGCUGGAGGAAGGAAGUAUUGAGGUGGAGAGAAUAGAGAGAGGGAGACACAUCAUCUUCAAGAGAUUCAAUCCUGGGAAUUUGAUGCACGUCAUUCAUGAUGACUUAUUGCCUUUAUACCUCACCAUUAGACAACAUCAUCUCGAUUGUGACAACAGAGAGAGAUGUCAUUACAGACUUGUCAUGAUGGACGAUCACAGCAACCUCGAAGGGAGCCGGGAUUUCCUGAAUUUGUACGACUUUCUUGCACCUUAUGGCUUUCUGAUGAAGCAGGAUCUGUUUCCUUCAUCUCCCAUGUCCCUUGUCAAGUCAUCCAACUCGGUGGUCUGUUUUGAGGAUGCAUUGAUUGGGUUGAACAAGUUGCCAACUUGGUAUCAGUAUGGGUUUAAUCGUCCACAGGGUCCUAUCUCCGAUUCUGAAUCGAAUGGUUACGUUCUCAGACAGUUUGGAUCUUUCAUCAGAAGCAAGUUUGGGAUUAAAGAGCAACAAGAUGAGAGUGAAGUUAUAAAACUUUAUCCAAAGAGUUCUAUAAAGCCAAGAAAUGUUGUCCUACUAAGUAGGUCCAUGAAUAGACUUAUAUUGAAUGAAAACGAUUUAGCUACUACUAUUACUAGUCAACUGGAAACACGUGUUCACAUUGCUGAAGUUGAAUCAAUGACUUUACAGGAGCAAAUUGCUCUUGUUUCCAAUGCUUCUAUUCUCAUCGGCAUGCAUGGAUCAUCACUGACACUUGCUUUAUUUCUUCGGGAGGGAUCUGCGCUACUCGAACUGUUUCCAUAUGCUGUGCCAGCUAAGGAAUACACGCCAUACAAAACACUCACAGAACUACCAGGAAUGAACGUUGCUUAUCAGUAUUGGGAGAAUAACAAUGAAGACAAUACCAUCACACAUCCCGACUAUGAGGCGACAUAUGGUGGCAUAUCCCACCUAGACAAAGAACAACAGGAGAAAAUCAAGAGCAGUCGGAGAGUAGAAGCUCACUGGUGCUGUGAGAAUCCCGAGUGGCUUUACAGAAUCUAUCAGGACACGUUCGUAGAUAUUCCAGAAGUUGUUCGAAUGGUAAAGAAGGUAUGGCAAUCUGCAAUACAUAUCCAGGACAACUUGAACAAAGUUCAACAGGCGAAGGCCAGUCACAUACCUGGAACAAUCUUUCCAUCUAAAGUUAAGAAUGUGACCUGCUUUGCAAGUUCAGACAGCGUUGAGGCUUCGUUAGUUGUCUCAUGGGCUCCAUCCUGGAAUCAGCAGCAUAUACCUGGAGAAGUGUGGUAUGAAGUUUGGAUUCAAGAAAAGGGAGUGGACGACUACAAUGCGUAUAAGCUACAGGCAACCGAGUUCGCUUUUACACAUAAUAUCAGACAUAAUGCAAACUAUAUUGUGUGGGUACGAUCUGUUAUAGGUAACUUGGAAGGUCCAUUUAGUGGUAGUGUACUCUGUGACACAUAAUUUCUGAAAUCUAUUGGAAGUAUAAAAAAUCUUGCUCUACCCUUUUAUUCUUUAUUUUGAUGUCUAUGAAGAUAGCCGUGAUUUAUUGUGACCACUAUUUGAUCAAAUACAACAGUAUAUAUCAAACAAACU